UGUUUCCCAGUACUGGGUUGCAGCUGGAAAAGCAUCCGCUGUGUAAAACUGUGCAUGUAUAACUGCUGUGAAUAUGUUGGCGGUUCAUUCCGCUGUGGUGAAUGAAUGAAUCAAUUACCAUUUUCAACAAAUUAUAUACAAAAUUAUAAAGAAUAAAUAAAAAAACAACAAAUGCAGAAAUAAAACGGUUAUAAAAACAAUAACAGUAGUACACACAUUCUAGUUAAUAUUUCCAAUUAACUAAUUUUUCUGUUACUAUAUAAUAUAUAAUUUUUUUUACUCAGAGAAAACAGGAUUCUCAUUUUUUUUUUAGUCCAGAUAUAAACGGCAAUCCAGAUCUCAUGAGCCACUAUUUAAAACCAGCGUUCAGAUUUCUGAUGCCACAAUAAUGCUGUCUGUCCAUUAAUGAAGCAAUCAGGAUGUGUGUGCGUGUGUGUCGAACUGAAACCCUCCUCUACAAACCGAUAGUGUAAAACAUAAGAAACACUCCCUCUCUCAGCAUUUAAUCAUCCAGCAGCAGAAACAGCUCAACCACCAAACCAGAGCUCUCAGACCAGAGUCAAUGCAUGCAAGAGGACACAAGCCUCGCAAGAAGAGUAUCAAUGUCUACGGAAGCGCUGCUAACGGUUAUGUCCAACAUCACCAACACCACCGGCCCCCAGAUGCCCGGUGAGGGGAUCCGUAUCCUGCAGAUGAUCCUGACCGUGCUCAUCUUCACCGUGGGCAUCUCUCUGAACGCUCUGGUGGUGUGGGCGCUGGGCGUCCGCGUUUGGUGCCGCCGCAGAAGCUCAAUGGGUGAGACUCAGAGCGCAGACAGCUUCAGGAUCUACGUGGUCAACCUUGCGCUUGCAGACUUGGUGCUACUACUGCGUACGCCGCUAAUGCUUGCGUACUUGGCAAACAACUUCUCGUGGACCCUCGGGGAAGCCGUGUGCAGGCUGAUUAUUUAUUUACGUUGUCUGGGAUUGUACGCAAGCGCUUUUCUACUGUGUGCGGUAGCAGUGGAGAGAUGUUUGUGUCUACUUAGACCUGUUUGGGCACGAUUGAAGCGCCCUCGUUGGGUUGUACCGCUCGCUUGUGUUGCAAUCUGGGUGCUAGCUGCAGCAUUCGCAUCUCCAUAUAUCAAGUCGGCUAUUAUCGUUGACCUGAACAACCAUAAAGCAUGUAUUGAAUACAAUAAGGAGGCAGGACAGGCUUUGAUAGUGGUGGAAACGGUGUUCGGUUUCCUGCUGCCGCUGGUGAUCUUUAUGUCCUGUAAUAUUGCUGUGAUCUUCUGCGCAAAAAAGGCUGAAAGUUCAAUGUCGUCACCGACGUCUUCAUCCGCAUCGGCGUACACAUCGCAGAGAUUGACCCGACUUUACAGAGUUUUGUUUCUCACCAUGCUGCUGUUUUUGACCUGCUGGGUGCCGUAUUUUGUGUGCCGCUUUUUAAGGGCUCUUGCGCAAGAACGCGGAUGGACGACGCUCAAAGAACAAGCCAUAGGCGGCGCUUACGUGUCGCUGUUCCUGGUCUACUUUAAAAGCGCAGUCAAUCCCAUCCUCUACGUGUUUGCAGCUCGCGGACUCGGACGUACAGUCCGGGCGUCACUUCUAUCAACCAUCGAGAGAGUCUUCAACGAGGAGUUAUCAGAGUCUUUACGAAGAAAAUCCCUACGAAGGAGAGACUCUCAGUUUUAGAGGAGCAUCAAGAGGCGAAUUUCAAUUACAAACAACUGUGGAACAAUAUUUUGGACAAACCAACCACAAACAAUGAGACAAGCUGACUGCAGGAGUUAAACAUAUAAACAUCUCCACUAGAGAUGACUGACUGCUUGCAUUUUUUCUAUAAUCAUUCAAUGAACACAAGAGCAUUUCAGAAACUCAUCUGGCAUUGUUGUUUUUUCAAUAAUGGAACUGAUUGUAAGGUAUUAUUAUGUAGCAUUUAUUUGCAUUAUGGAGGGAAAAAAACUAAACAAAACAAAACAAAAAAAAACUGCGCUUUCCCUCCUUUGACUGAAGGCUUCGCUGCUAUUGUGAGACUUAAAGCAAGCUAAUAAUUAAUGUUUUUAUAUUUAUAUAUACACACAUACAUAGACUCAUGCAUAUUUAGAAAACUUUUAUAAUAGCGCAUAUUUCUACUGCAUGAAUAUAGGAUUAUAAUCUGCAUAUAUAUAUAUAUAUAUAUAUAUAUAUAUAUAUAUAAGGGCUGCACAAUAUAUUGUUUUAACAUCAUAAUGGGCAAGUAUGUAAUAGUCGGAUCGCUGGGAUCUGCAAAGCAGUUAUAAUUCCAACGGACCAAACAUUACAGUUGACAAAAGUGUUUCAAAUUUUAACCUUUGGGUGAAAGUUUAUUAUUUGCAUGAGUUUUCAAGAGAAUUUGAAGCAAACGUGAGCCAUUUGGGUACAAUAAAUUAAACGUUUCGGUAACUCUUUAUAAUAACUACACACUAUUAAUCAUUCAUUAAGCAUUACCAUCUAGUGAAUUCAUGAUUUGUAAAGCAUUAACUCCACAUUAGUAAGCAGGUUAUAACUGCAGCUACAAAUGCUGUAUUCUUAACUUAUAAGCACUUUUAUAAUGUGCUUAAUGUUUGUGUUUUCAUACUUUGUCAAUGAUUUAUUAUUCAAUACUAAAGUAAAUAUUGCAUUAUUUACAAACUAUUUGUAUUUAAGAGUAGUUGGUGGCUUUUAAAGAGUAUUCAGAAUGAGUUAUAAAAUGAUUAAUAAACUAUUAAAAUCAAUGUUUAUAUAUCUUAAUAUUCAAGCAUAUAGUAAUAGAUACUAUAUAUGUUAAUGAAUGCUUUAUUAACUCAACUUCAUCCAGUUUUGUGAUCUUAAAGUGAGGACUAUUCAUGCUUUAUAAAUCCCUAAUAAACGACAAUUAAAGACUCCGUAUCAAAUGAACAAUAAUCUUUGCAAUCUUAUCUAAAAGUAAAAUUACUGUAAAGUUUUAACAUCGCUGAAUAACAGGAGUGCCUAAAUACGACAUAAAAUUGGAAAAAAACAACAACA
Danio rerio (zebrafish) is the source of this 2987-nucleotide messenger RNA. The record is from RefSeq and is a predicted model, not a curated record. Lineage: Eukaryota; Metazoa; Chordata; Actinopteri; Cypriniformes; Danionidae.